Molecule: messenger RNA, 3241 nt
Organism: Medioppia subpectinata
Lineage: Eukaryota; Metazoa; Arthropoda; Arachnida; Sarcoptiformes; Oppiidae
Source: the annotation of a GenBank genome assembly
CGUACCAGCACUGGGCCAGAAAAUACGAGACACCGGUCACAUUGACUACUUUGAAAUGGCAACAAAACCAACCACUACUCCCACCCCCGCACUGCCCCUAUCGGUCAACGGGUCGACAAUAGUGUUAACAACUAAUGGCUCGGCAUUCUUGGUCAGCACAAACGGCACUCUCUCAGCCUUAUUAACUACCAUCACCAACACUACCAGCCCAGGCACCCCCUCCACCACAACGCCCGCCCCACCGCCACAACCGCCCAUAAAACCUGUUGUAUACAACCGGUGCGACAAUGCGCACUGCACAGCACCCGUGCCCUCCAAACUGAACGUACAUCUCGUGCCCCACACCCACGACGACGUGGGUUGGCUCAAGACUGUGGACCAGUAUUACUACGGCUCCCAAUCCCAACACCAGAAGGCGGGCGUACAGUAUAUCAUCGACUCGAUGGUACAGUCGUUGCUCCGGGCAGAGCACCGGCGGUUCAUCUACGUUGAGACGGCAUUCUUCUGGAAGUGGUGGCGCGAACAGGACGAAGAGCACCGGGAACAAGUUCGCACUCUGGUCAACGGGGGUCGACUCGAGUUUAUUAGCGGAGGUUGGGUGAUGCACGACGAGGCCAUUACCCAUUAUCAGGGUAUUAUCGACCAGAUGACCUGGGGCCAUCGACGCCUACAGGACAUGAUUGGCCAGUGUGUUGUGCCCCGCAUUGGGUGGCAGAUCGACCCGUUCGGCCACAGCCGAGAAUCGGCGCACUUGUCGGCUAUGUUUGGCUUUGACGGCCUGUUUUUCGCCCGAUUAGACUAUGAGGACCAAAAGCUCCGGUCGGCUGAAAAGCGUAUGGAGUUUAUAUGGGAGGGUUCGGAUGAUAUCGGUAAGAGUGCCGAUAUAUGGACCCACGCCAUGGCCGGCUCGCUGUACGGCCCGCCGACUGGCUUUAACUGGGAUGUGCCCGAAGGCGGCGAUGAGCCUAUUAUCGAUGACCCGGAGUGCGAAGACUAUAAUGUGGACAAAAUUGUGGACAAGUUUUUGAAUUACAUUCUCCCGUAUUCAAACAAUUAUGCCACUAAUCAUCUGCUUAUUCCUAUGGGUAUGGACUUUAAUUUUCAGUCGGCCGGCGCCUGGUUCACGAACAUGGACAAACUGAUCCGGUACACCAACGCCCGGCAACGUAACGGAUCCAAUAUAAACGUGUUUUACUCGACCCCUACUUGUUAUCUGGCGGCUGUCCAUCAGUCCAACAACACUCUCACCACUAAAUCCGACGACUUUUUUCCAUACGCUUCGGACGGCGUAACCUAUUGGACGGGUUAUUUCACUUCUCGACCGGCGCUCAAACGGUACGAAAGGGUUGGCAACAAUUUUUUACAGGUAUGCAAACAGUUGGACGUAUUGGCCGGUAUGGGAGGCGCGUACGAUAAGGAGGUGACCGCAUUACGCGAAUGGCAGGCUGUUAUGCAACACCAUGAUGCUAUUACGGGCACCGAAAAACAGCACGUGGCCAAUAAUUACGCCCUCAAACUGGCCAAGAGUAUCGCCGGAUGCGAACGGGUGGUGGACAGGGCUGUUACCAAAUUGGCUACGAAGUCAAUAGCCAACCGGACUGCUCAGUCCCUACCGGAGCAGCUAUUUUGCAAACAAUUAAAUGUGAGCGCCUGUGAGUGGACCGAGUCGUUGAACACAUCGCUAGCCGUUACGGUGUAUAACCCGUACGGACAGCCGGUGCGGCACAUCUUGCGACUGCCGAUAACCAAUCGGUCGGUACAAGUGCUGGACCCGACCGGAGCGCCCGUCAACCAGACCUAUGUGUUUCCCAUACCGGCGCCCGUAUUGCGGCUCAAAGAGAGGGUCAGCGAAGCGGUAGAGGAACUAGUGUUUGAAGCGUCGGUACCGGCACUUGGGUUUGCCACUUAUAUACUAAACCGUCAAGACACAGGUGAUUCCCUAAGAGCACCGGUAGUGCGUAAAGUGGACCGUGACUUUUUGGUGCAAACCCCCGGAUUUAACGUAUUUUUCGAUAGUUACGGACGGCUACAGGCGCUGCAGUUCCGUGACUCGGGUCGGACGGUGUCAUUGCGUCAGGAGUUUGCUUACUACCGGUCGUUCGGGGGCAACAAUUAUGGGCCAUACCGGGCGUCCGGGGCUUACGUGUUCCGACCCGACCGGGACGAGGCCGAUGUGAUCCACCCCUCGGACGGCAACUUCAGGGCGCGAGUGGUGGAGAGCCCUGUGCUCACCGAAGUGCAUCACGAUAUCAAACAUGACUUGUCACAAGUGAUACGUAUAGACCACCGGAGCGAUGCCAUCGGGUUUGACUACACGUGCGGACCCAUAUCGGUGGCCGACAUGUGGGGCAAAGAGGUUGUGUUCCGGUGGCAGACAAACCUGACCACUGGUGGCGUGUUUUACACCGAUAGUAAUGGACGACAAACGAUGCGUCGGCGCCGCGACUAUCGGCCCACAUAUAACCUGACAAUCACUCAGCCGGUGUCGGGUAACUACUAUCCGGUGACCAAUUGGAUAGCCAUCAGGGAUGAGAAGGCCGGCUUGCAAUUAACCAUGUUAAAUGAUAGGGCACAGGGAGGCACCGGGUUUAGAGAGGGACAGAUCGAGUUGAUGGUUCACCGGCGUAUACUAAACGACGAUGGGAUGGGUGUCAAAGAGCCCCUCAACGAACCGGGUGUUGAUGGCAAUGGUCUGGUUAUAAGGGGUCGCUUUUGGCUACAAUUGGCAACACUUGCCUCAGCGACUGAACUGCACCGGGAGGCCGCCAAUAGACUAAUGAUGGAGCCGGUGGUAACGUUUAGCAGGUUGGAUAAAGAGCCUGCUACCUAUCAUAAAGAGCACCGGACUAACUAUACGGCACUGUAUAACCCACUGCCCCGUAAUAUACAUUUGCUAACACUGGAGCAAUGGCCGAAUCGGACCUUAUUGUUACGGUUGGAGCACUUUUAUCAGUGGAAUGAGUCGCGCGAGUGGUCAACGCCGGUGAGGGUUGAGCUCCGGGAUCUGUUCCGCAAGUUUGUGGUGUACGACGUGUUGGAGACCACUUUGAGCGCAACCGAGAAUAUUCUGGCCGUACGGCGGCUCCGAUUCUGGGAAACUAAUCCCAAUAACCGCUUGUCUCAGACUCUCAACCAGACUCACAGGUUUGAGCCCAAACGCAAUGAGCUAAACACUACGGAUCUAUCGGUCAUUAUUAACCCGAUGGAAAUUCGCACGUUUAUUGUUAGAACUAAGCCUAGG